Molecule: messenger RNA, 3717 nt
Organism: Acanthosepion pharaonis
Lineage: Eukaryota; Metazoa; Mollusca; Cephalopoda; Sepiida; Sepiidae
Source: the annotation of a GenBank genome assembly
AUGCUGGUGCUCUGGCAUUGUUCGCUGAGUCUGACGCCCUGUCGUAGAAGGGCCAGAUCGAUGUCUCUCACGUUUUCUUCGACGAAAGUAUUGUUUUUUCAUUUAAAAAAAAAGUCACUUUCUCACUGUUUAUUUCUCUCUGUGGCACACUCUCUUUCUAGCGUGCUUCUAUUUAGUCUGUUUCUCUCUCAUUCACUGGCUCCCACUCGGUCUGUUUUCCCCCUCUCUGUCACCCAUUUCCACUCGGUCUGUUCCCCCCUCUCUGUCACCUGCUCCCACUCGGCCUGUUUCCCCCCGCUCUCUGUCGCCCGCUCCCACUCGGCCUGUUUCCCCCCGCUCCCUUUCGGCCUGUUUCCCCCCUCCCUUUCGCCUGUUUCCUCCCGCUCCCUUUCGGCCUGUUUCCCCCCUCCCCACGACAGCCUGUCUCCCCGCUCUCUGUCGCCGGGCUCCCCUCGGCCUGUCUCCCCCGCUCUCUGUCGCUGGCUCCCCCGGCCUGUCUCCCCCGCUCUCUGUCGCCGGCUCCCCUCGGCCUGUCUCCCCCCGCUCUCUGUCGCCCGGCUCCCCUCGGCCUGUCUCCCCCCCUGUCCGGGCUCCCACUCGGCCUGUCUCCCCCGCUCUCUCGCCGGCUCCCCUGUCGGCCUGUCCCCCCCUCUCUGUCGCCGGCUCCACUCGGCCUGUCUCCCCCCCCGCUCUCUGUCGCCGGCUCUCGGCCUGUCUCCCCCCUCUCUGUCGCCGGCUCCCCUCGGCCUGUCUGCUCUCUGUCGCCGGCUCCCCUGGCCUGUCCCCCCCCGCUCUCUGUCGCCGGCUCCCACUCGGCCUGUCUCCCCCCGCUCUCUGUGCCCCUCGGCCUGUCCCCCCGCUCUCUGUCGCCGCUCCCCUCGGCCUGUCUCCCCCGCUCUCUGUCGCCGGCUCCCCUCGGCCUGUCUCCCCCCCCGCUCUCUGUCGCCGGCUCCCACUCGGCCUGUCCCCCCCCCGCUCUCUGUCGCCGGCUCCCCUGGCCUGUCUCCCCCGCUCUCUCGUCGCCGGCUCCCCCUCGGCCUGUCUCCCCCCCUCUCUGUCCGGUCGCCGGCUCUCCCUCGGCUCCCCCUGGCCUGUCUCCCCCGCUCUGUCGCCCCCCUCGGCCUGUCUCCCCCCCCCGCUCUCUGUCGCCGGCUCCCCUCGGCCUGUCUCCCCCCCCGCUCUCUGUCGCCAUCCCCUCGGCCUGUCUCCCCCCCUCUCUGUCGCCGGCUCCCCUCGGCCUGUCUCCCCCCUCUGUCGCCGGCUCCCCCUCGGCCUCUCCCCCGCUCUCUGUCGCCGGCUCCCCUCGGCCUGUCUCCCCCCCCCGCCUGUCGGCCCCCACUCGGCCUGUCUCCCCCCCGCUCUCUGUCGCCGGCUCCCCUCGGCCUGUCUCCCCCCCUCUCUGUCGCCGGCUCCCCUCGGCCUGUCUCCCCGCUCUCUCUGUCCCGGCUCCCCUCGGCCUGUCUCCCCCCCCCGCUCUCUGUCGCCGGCUCCCCUCGGCCUGUCCCCCCCGCUCUCUGUCGCCGGCUCCCUCGGCCUGUCGGCUCUCUGUCGCCGGCUCCCCUCGGCCUGUCUCCCCCCCCUCUCUCUGUCGCCGGCUCCCCUCGGCCUGUCUCCCCCCCACUCUCUGUCGCCGGCUCCCACUCGGCCUGUCUCCCCCCCCCCGCUCUCUGUCCCGGUCUCCCCCCCCCCCCGCCCGCUCUCUGUCGCCGGCUCCCACUCGGCCUCCCCCCCCGCUCUCUGUCGCCGGCUCCCCCCCUGUCUCCCCCCCUCUCUGUCGCCGGCUCCCCUCGGCCUGUCUCCCCCCCCCUCUCCUGCCGGCUCCCCUCGGCCCUCCCCCCCGCUCUCUGUCGCCGGCUCCCCACUGGCCUGCCUCCCCCCCCCUCUCUGUCGCCGGCUCCCACUGGCCUGUCUCCCCCCCCUCUCUGUCGCCGGCUCCCACGGCCUGUCUCCCCCCGCUCUCUGUCGCCGGCUCCCACUCGGCCUGUCUCCCCCCGCUCUCUGUCGCCGGCUCGGCCUGUCUCCCCCCUCCUGUCCCCGGCUCGGCCUCUGUCUCUGUCGCCGGCUCCCCUCGGCCUGUCUCCCCCCGCUCUCUGUCGCCGGCUCCCACUGGCCUGUGGCUCUCUGUCGCCGGCUCCCUCGGCCUGUCUCCCCCCCCUCUGUCGCUGGCUCCUGCUCGGCCUGUCUCCCCCCUCUCUGUCGCCGGCUCCUGCUCGGCCUGUCUCCCCCGCUCUCUGUCGCCGGCUCCCCUCAGCCGUCUCCCCACUCUCUGUCCUGGCUCCCCGGCCUGUCUCCCCUCUGGUCCCCCCCGCUCUGUCGCUGGCCCCCACUCUCUGUCGCUGGCUCCUGCUCGGCCUGUCUCCCCCGCUCUCUGUCGCCGGCUCCCACUCGGCCUGUCUCCCCCCCCCUCUGUCCCGGCUCCCCUCAGUUUCUAUUUCUUUUUACUGUCUCCUUUCAUUGAAUCUUUUUUCAUCAUACCCUUCAGCUGAGUUGAAUAUAUUGUUCGACAACAUUUCUUUCUCUCUCUUUUUCUUUCUCUCUCUUUUUCUUUCUCUCUCUUUUUCUUUCUCUCUCUUUUUCUUUCUCUCUCUUUUUCUUUCUCUCUCUUUUUCUUUCUCUCUCUCUCUCGUUCUCGCUUUCUCUCGUUUUCACUUUCUCUCGUUCUCUCUUUUUUCUCUCGUUCUCUCUUUUUUUCUCUCGUUCUCUCUUUUUUUCUCUCGUUCUCUCUUUUUUUCUCUCGUUCUCUCUUUUUUCUCUUUUCUUUUUUCUCUUUUCUUUUUUCUCUUUUCUUUUUUCUCUUUUCUUUUUUCCCACUCUUUCUUUUUUCCCUCUUUCUUUUUUCUCUUUUUCUCCUUUUUUCUCUUUUUCUCUUUUUUCUCUUUUUCUCUUUUUUCUCUUUUUCUCCUUUUUUCUUUUUCUCCUUUUUCUCUUUUUCUCUCUUUUUCUCUCUUUUUCUCUUUUUAUUCUUUCUUUUUUCUCUUUUUUUUCUUUUUUUCUCUUUUUCUCUUUUUUUCUGUCUUUCUUUUUUCUCUUUUUUUCUGUCUUUCUUUUUUCUCUUUUUUCUCUCUUUCUUUUUUCUCUUUUUCUCUUUCUUUUUUCUCUUUUUCUCUCUCUUUCUUUCUUUUUUCUCUCUUUCUUUCUUUUUUCUCUCUUUCUUUUUUUCUCUUUCUCUCUCUUUCUUUUUUCUCUUUCUCUCUCUUUCUUUUUUCUCUUUCUCUCUCUUUCUUUUUUCUCUUUCUCUCUCUUUCUUUUUUCUCUUUCUCUCUUUCUUUUUUCUCUUUCUCUCUCUUUCUUUUUUCUCUUUCUCUCUCUUUCUUUCUUUUUUCUCUUUCUCUUUCUUUCUUUUUUCUCUUUCUCUCUCUUUCUUUCUUUUUUCUCUUUUUUCUUUCUUUUUUCUCUUUUUUCUUUCUUUUUUCUCUUUUUUCUCUUUUUUCUCUCUUUUUUCUCUUUCUUUUUUCUCUCUUUUUUCUCUUUCUUUUUUCUCUCUUUUUUCUCUUUUUUCUCUUUUCUCUCUUUUUUCUCUUUUCUCUCUUUUUCUCUUUUCUCUCUUUUUUUCUCUUUUCUCUCUUUUUUCUCUUUUCUCUCUUUUUUCUCUUUUCUCUCUUUUUUCUCUUUUCUCUCUCUGUCUUUCUUUUUUCUCUCUUUCAUUAUCAUUCUCUUUUUGUAUUUCUUUCUUUAUCUUUCUCUUGCUUUACAGCUAAGUCUAACUUCCUUACUUAA